Nothobranchius furzeri (turquoise killifish) is the source of this 4000-nucleotide messenger RNA. NCBI's taxonomy places the organism in Eukaryota, Metazoa, Chordata, Actinopteri, Cyprinodontiformes, Nothobranchiidae. The record is from RefSeq and is a predicted model, not a curated record.
UUGUUAAUCAUGUGUGCAGUUAUGGAUGAAUAAAUGUUGAGCGUUUUUAGUCCAAGUACAUUUAACUAGCGGUGCUGCAAGCGGACAACGGAAAUGGUGCAGAGGCUGAACGUAGCGCGGCGGCUAAUCACGAGCUAGCAGGCUAGCUAACGUUAGCAGGAGGAGGAACGAUGUUCACUUGGCUUCUACCGCUUAGCAGCACAUUCUGACCUCGUAAUGGAAAUUUGGUGUUUCACGUUAUUAAAUGGUAACGUUUGGAACCUUGUGACUUAAAGGUUUUGAACAAAGUUUGUAAGUUUAAGCCGUUUAAGGUCAAACUUGAUCUUGGUCCCUUCAAAGAGUCUGCAUCGGGUGAAAGCAAGACAAGAUGCGCCGCUUUCACGUCCGUUUCCCAGUGAUGAGACUGUUUUAGCGCGAGUUUAAAGCUGUGUACUGAAUACAGGUAACGUUUAAAUAGUUCCCUUAAAAGCCAAUAGGUAACCUGUCAGAUUUAGAGAAGCACAGAAACGUUAAUUUCAUUAUCACGGACAAUAAUAAUACUUUAGUCAAUUUAAAUCAACAAAUUGUAAGCAAUAUAGCAUUAUUUUGAAUUAAUAUUCAAUGUAAAUGUGGCUAAAUUAGUUAUUUUCAAAUAAAUGUAAUGGAGGAAAAGGUUGAAACAUGGGUUGUUGUCAUAAAUCCACGAAUUUUAAUCGCGUUUGUAGAAAUGAGCAUAAUUAGUAAACUGUUUUUAAUCUUCAGAAGUGCGACAUCUUAAUUUCUCCCGCCUUGUUUUAUUUAUAACGCGGUGAUCUGAGCACGUGGCCAGGGUGAGCGCUCCUACCUGGUCACGUGACUCGAACCAGAAACUUAACGAGAAGGGAAAGCGAAACUUUCCUCCGCGGUUGGUGGCCUGUUUCUGUUCCCGAGCUGUCAGGAUUUCCCCAGUCUGGUGCACCCGAUCGUUAACAGCUCCCAGUACUUCAGACCAGUGCUGCAGGCUAGCGGACCGGACCGACCCACCUGAGAGGACUUUUCAGCCAUUCUGCGUCAGACACCUUAAACUGCCGCACUUUAGUUUAAUUUAUUCGUGUGCUGACAUUUCAGCUAAGACUCGUGUUGUGACUAACUUUGCUGUGAGGCGAAUCUGAAGCCGCAACCCAAAAAUCCACCUGAUUUAUUUGAAAUCACCUCUUUGUGCUUGAACUUCUAAAGCGUGCCCCACCCCAGCCCGGCUUUCCAUCUGUUUGGCUUCGCUUUGGAGGUCCGCUGUGCCACGAUACUGAAGCUGCACCUCAAGCUGCAUCGGCCCCCUUUUUGCUCAACCCCUGCGCUAUGAGCAGAGGUAGAGGCGGGGCUUAUAAGGAACACUACAGACAUCCAUCUCCCGACCUGCAGACCAAGCAGAACAAUUAUAGACCCGGCCCACGCCCACACCUCCUUCCCAGACCUGAACCAGAACAAUAUUCAAAUCUAAAUUUCUACAACGGCCCUCCUUGUUCUGUACAACCUCCACCCCGUCUCUCCCACUCGUCGCCGAACCUAAUCGGAGUGUUUGCCAAUCCUGCAGGCUUUGAUUACUCACAGAAACUCGGCGACCCUCCGGUUUCCAAUUCUUUCCAAGUUCAGCAAGUAGAAUUUCUGAGAGGACAGAGCUUUGAAGCCCCACAGUUUAGGGUCAGUUCACGAGGAGGAGGAGGAGCAUCGUCCAACCAGCCACCCAGCUCUUCAAACCAACCCCAGUCAGGGUAUUGUAGGUACUCAAACCCAAGGGGCAGAAGCCAAGGCCAGAGCUUUGCAUACUCACCCGGUACAGCUGCGUUCCGGGGCUCCCUAGCCCCUCGACAUCAAAACCAGUUUCCAAGUAGAAACGGCAACCAAAGAGCUUACGGUCCACGGUUUUCACAAACAGACGCGCUGCUUGGAAACUUUCAGAGUUUGUCUCUUGAAAGCAGGUCCAACAGAGGAAGACAAAGGUUUGACAAGCUUUCUUCGUCCGGCCGCUCAGCAAAUUUGAGACCAGCUAAAGAUGAGAUCAGGUUUACUCCUGAAAUACAAGACCAGGUGUACAGGGCUUUGGCUGCUUUGAGGCCCGGUGAGAGCACCACAGCUAGAGUUUUAUGCAAAAAGAUACACUUACCGAAAAGCAUCGUAAACAAAGCGCUGUACAGUUUGGAACGUUCAAAGAAAGCUUCCAAGCAAGACCUCGCACCUCCUCUGUGGGCUUUGUGCGGAGUUGGUGAAAGUCGAAUUUCCGAGACACAACCCCCCUCUCGCUGUUUUCUUGUACGACAUCCAGAAAGAGCCGAGUCCGACCCAGAAGCCAAAAACCAGGUAGAAGUCAAAGAAGAGGGUUCUGACUCAGAAUCCAGUUCUUAUUCUUCAUCUUCAGAGUUGUCAGACGCCGAAGAGUCUUUGUUACCAGCAGGUCAACUCAAUAAGGACGGAUAUCCUGGUUUAACCAGCUCUUCUGAUCAGGGGCCGACGUCUUCCAUCAUGUCUGAGCUAAAGGAGAAAAUACUGCAGUAUCUUCUGGAGUCAGGCCAGACAACGGCUCUCGUCGUAGCUAAAAACCUGGGCCUUAAGAACGCCAAGCAGGUCAAUUCCUCCCUUAAUUUUUUGGAGAAGCAAGGAGAGGUCACUAGAAAUAGUGAUGCUAGUCCUUUGAAAUGGGACCUCUCCCCCCAUCGCAGAAAGAAAAUGGAGAGGAGCCUGAAAGUUGCACAGCAAAACACCACCAUAGGUGGUCUGAUGGAGGUGAUGGACAGCAGAGAAAACGACGGCGGUGGUGGGUCCAUAUUUUUACCGUCAUCAUUACCGGGUCUUGAGCCGUUGCCGCUUCUGGGGGACUGGAUGCAAGAGCAGAGUCGUACAAACCCGAAAUGGAGACUCAUCAGACCAGGCAACAUUUUUCCAGUCUUCAACCGUCCAGUUUUGCAAACGUCUUUAACUUCAUGUAAGGAGGAGAACACAGAGGACCAGUGGGCCACAGAUGACAUCCCAGAAUUCCUCAACGCCAUCCGCAAAGAGACCGAUGCUAAGAAGCUGGCGGAACAGAUGACCAACUCUGUGGGAACCGUUGCCGUGUCGCUGGCUGCUCCUCCUCCACUAAACCUGUGGGCCAAACUACAGGAAGUGCGGCUGAAGAACCCCGUCAGCGGACUCAUGGAGUACGCCCAGUAUCUGGGCCACAACUGUGAGUUCCUGCUCCUGGAUCAGUCGGGACCCUCUCACGACCCACGGUUUCGUAUGCAGGUGAUGCUCAACGGGAGGCUGUUUCCUAUCGCUGAGGCUUCCAGUAAGAAGGUUGCUAAGAAGGAUGCCGCCGCAGCCACCCUACGACUGCUCCACAAUGAAAUGCAGGGAGGGUCGGCUGAUGGGAAUGUUGUCAGCGUGGAACAAGUGUUGGAUUUAGACACCAGUGUAAGUUCUGUUCUUAACUCAUUCACCGCCAUUUGCAUGUUUUUACUGUGUGGGCGUCGGACGAGCCCCCACACCGUGAGAACAAACAUCUCAGCUCUGAAGCCGAUCUUCAUCCGCGUACGUCACACGUCACGUGAUCAGGAAGCAGAACAUCCAUGUGUUAGGAGAUCGUUUUGGGCCGCUGCUGUAAAAAAAGUGAGGCGCGAACCGGAAAAUCUUCUGCCGAUCACAAUUCAACAACGGAUUAUGAAAGAACGGAUAACGCUCGAAACACGCGGAUUCUUCCUGAUGUAAGAGGUGAGUCUCCGCUUUGUUUUGGUUGUUUUGGCGUCGACAUCAUCCUAGCGCACAACGUUCUGUCACUCUUAAAAAAAACGUUAAAAACGGUGAGAACGCUGGCAGCGAAUGGCUUUACCGAUCAGGAAACGGCUGGCAGUGAACGAGUUAAUGAUAAAAUGAAAUCUUUUGUAUUUUUGGCAUAAAGAUCAAGUUUAGACCCUAUUGGCUUCAGCAGUUUUUUCAUUAAACAGCUGACUUCUUUGGGUCAGCAGUAGCUCAGGAGGUAGAGCGGGUUGUAGGGUCGGGCAUCGAGCAUCGA